This is a messenger RNA of Anoplopoma fimbria (sablefish), 2094 nucleotides long. RefSeq names its product mitochondrial ribosomal protein L30 (gene mrpl30). Bases 126 to 608 code for a protein of 160 amino acids. Gene Ontology annotation, cellular component: large ribosomal subunit; mitochondrion. Gene Ontology annotation, molecular function: structural constituent of ribosome. Lineage: Eukaryota; Metazoa; Chordata; Actinopteri; Perciformes; Anoplopomatidae. The transcript has 6 exons. Gene Ontology annotation, biological process: translation. The record is from RefSeq and is a predicted model, not a curated record.
ACAUGGAGGGGACGACGCUGCCAUAAUUCUGACGGCUGGACGUUUGCGUUAACCUUGGCGUGCAUGACUGUAGUUUUUUUGGAACUGGUGCACGUUUUUGGUGAUCCUGCCAAAACAAUCUAAACAUGUCAGGAGUCUGUCGCAGUCUGAGCUCUCUACCGGUCAAGAUCCUGACAGAAGCUUCACUUUUGUCACCUUGCCCGUGGUUUGUGCCAACACGCAGCAAAUUUACCAAAGCAAGAAUCCCAAAAGAGCUGUUUGCAGAGAGAUCAAAAGAACAUGAGAAAUAUGGGGGAGAUCCAGACCAACCUCACAAACUGCAUAUAGUGACACGAGUCAAAAGUGUGAUGCGGAGACCGUAUUGGGAGAAAGAGAUGGUCAAACACCUUGGGCUUGAAAAGGGACAUACACCUGUAAUUCACAAAAAUACAUCUGCAAUCAAUAGCCAACUGAAGUUCAUCAAGCACCUUGUGAGGAUCCAGCCGCUGAAGACGCCCUAUGGACUCCCUGCUGAACAGGACAUGGGUGACACCUACAUUAACAGCAAAGGAGAGUUGAUUGUUCAUCGCCUCCUCCAACCUGUAGACCCAAAGGCUAUUGAAUCUUAGCUCAACAUUCAAUCAUAUUAAUAAAUAGUUGUUCAUAAAUAUCAUGAAAAAUUUUGUGCUCCAUAGCGCCCUGUUCAGGUUCCGCUCCACUGAGACAGAAGGUCGUUUGUUUUGAAUGAGUUCUGGAUUUACUCAAUGCGUGUCCAUUUGAUAUACGAUUUGAAAAGUUGCUGUGUUUUCCAUGACAAACUAGCAACAGGUUCAUAUUCUUUAUUAAACAUGAGUUGUCAAAAUAGCAUAAAUUAAAAACCUUUUGACAUUAAAUGUAGCCUGUUGCCCUUUCGCUUGUAUUUUGUGGAGACAAGUUCUCUUGUACUUUUUCUGUUGAGUCAGAUUACCAAUGGCAAUAGUAAGCUGCACACCAAUGGUCCACUCACAAUUAGACCUCUAGAGGACUGUAGAUGUGUCAUCAUUCCAUACUACAUUCUUAUUGUAUACACCCAGAAACCAGAGCAUCUGGAUAAGAAAACUCACACAGGUACAGAAACAUUUAUUCAUCACAGAAAGGACCUGUCUGUCAUGUUCAGACCCAGAACCUUCUUGCUAUAAAGUUGCCCCAAUGUUAACUAUUUUUUGCAAUACGUAGAUAAAAUCAAAAUGUACUCAAUUGAAGUGGUGCAAUACAUGCACAAUGCCAUCAAUACAUCUAAAUGCUAUUUAAAUUGACUGCAGAUAAAACAAAAAAAAAAAUCAAGCCUUGUGGUUUUUCCGAAAUGUUUUAAGUUUUUUCACCACCACCCACAAAUAGAUAUAUUUCUAGCUGUUGGAAGCUCCUCGAUUUGUUUUGUGUAAUGUAUUGUAGAAGAAAAUAGAUAGUCUCGUAUAGAUUUGGUGCAGUUUAAGUUGGCGUGCAUAGCCUGUUUUUGAUUUGACACACGCAUCACUUUCCUGUUACGCCUGUUAAACGAAACUAUUUACACCUUUAUUUUUACUUGUACGUUGAGUUUGGUGACCACAUGUAAUUAAUAUUUAUCCCCAGUCAGCUUUGAUGAGCAGAGCUCUAGUUAGACAGAUAGUUGAAGACACCCGAUCCCACAUUAAAGGGGAAGUCGCCCGAUUUUACUCAAGUGUUAAUUGAGGAAGGAUCUAAUAAAUAAACAGUAUUGUCAUGCAUAAUGGAAUUGCAUGAUCCAGUGUUUUCAUCCAUACUACCAUAUAAACCUCAAGAUGCUGCUACAUCCAUUUUUUUAUUGUAUACAAAAAUCACAAGAACACAUUUAAUUCCUUUUGUAUUUUCUAUUAAGUCAAGUCAAACUCUUGCUACAAGGAAAUGUAAAAAUGAAGUUUGGUGCUAAAAGAUGAUCUUGGCUAUGAUGCAUCAUGCAAAAACCAUGAUGCAUGAUCAUGGUUUGUUUGAAUAUCAGACUUGCAUGAUAACAAGGAAACCCAUGAAAAGAACAUAACUACCUUAAUGAGCACACCUUUCAUUCAAGACAAAGGUUCAAGGUUUUAGUCAACAAAGAGACAAAAUAAACAACACAACAAA